This is a messenger RNA of Cucurbita moschata (crookneck pumpkin), 1316 nucleotides long. RefSeq lists its product as uncharacterized. Bases 446 to 1123 code for a protein of 225 amino acids. The transcript is spliced from 3 exons. The record is from RefSeq and is a predicted model, not a curated record. Lineage: Eukaryota; Viridiplantae; Streptophyta; Magnoliopsida; Cucurbitales; Cucurbitaceae.
CACCACAUAAUUUAUUUAUAACAUAUUUCUUUCCGCAAAAACAGAGAUCUUUCUCCUAAUUUAUGAAACUAUUUUUUAAUUCACCAAAAGAAUUUACUAAAAAAAAACUAAAUUUACCCAUAAAAAAUUCAAUUAAUCCCCCAUAAAUGAAAAAAAAAAAAAAACAUUUCCGGCCCAGAAAUUUACAAAUGUGACCGACGAUUCAGAAUCAAGUUUCAUGGGAGUUACUGUUUCCGUUGGAUUGAUUCAAUCGUCGGUCGCCAUCUCCGAUUAACACAAAUUCGAUCAUUAAUCCCUUGUUUUUUCUUCGAUGAUGUUCGUUUUGAUUUUUCCCACCAGAUGAUCGGAAGAACACCAUCAAAAUCGAUUUGGAUUUUGUCGGUCUGAGCUUCAACUUCGAGUUCCUCUGUUCAUUUAUAGUUCAAAAGGCUAUGAAAUUGAGUGGAUGGCUUUAAGAGAAGGGGAUCUCACAUUUGAUCUGGAAAGCGGGGCGAAGAUUGUUAAAGAGGAUUCUGGAAAUGUGGAGCCAAGUUCAAUCAAACGAGCGGUGAAGAACAUUUUUUGGGGUAGGUUGACCAAGGAUACAUUGCCACGAGACGAACGAGCUGCAGCCUCGAGCAGUUACGUUGCCAAUAUCAUCCGUGAUGCGAACAUAAAAUUGUUGAUAGAUAAGAAUUUGAAAGGAGAAGAGGGUCGUCGUGAAGUCGUUGCUAAUGUCGAGAAGAAGAAUGAUAGAGGGAAGCAUAAUAACAAGAAAAAGGCUCCAAAGCCACCUCGACCGCCCAAGGGACCUUCACUUGACGCUGCUGACCAAAUGCUGGUCAAGGAAAUCGCCAAGCUUGCCAUGAAAAAACGAUCGAGAAUCGAGCGAAUGAAAGCGAUGAAGAAGGCAAAAGCUGAGAAAACAUCUUCUUGCAAUACUUACAUACCAGCAUUGAUUAUCACAUGCCUCUUCUUCCUUGUAGUAAUCAUUCAAAGUAUAAGCUCUAGAAGCAGUUCAUUGUUCCAGGGGUCGCCCGAACCGGCCGUUGGUGGUAGUAGCGGUUUCAUUUCGGUUCAGUACAUUAUGAACUUUCCCAGAAAUGAAAGCUAUAUACCCAAUUCCACCACCUCUGUUAAGUGAGUACUUGUUGUUGAUGCUGCCCUGCUGCAUAGCUCGUGUCUGAUUUUGUUCCUCUUAGAAAAGGCUGGCAUGGUGGCUCCUAUGGCCUUCAUUUUUUAGUACUACACUUUUGUGUCUCUUUUCAAGAAACAUCCCAUUUUUGUAAUCAAACCCUUUUAUAUUUUGAUUUUAUGUUGAUGAGUUGAAUUAUGAA